Molecule: messenger RNA, 1413 nt
Organism: Aureobasidium pullulans EXF-150
Lineage: Eukaryota; Fungi; Ascomycota; Dothideomycetes; Dothideales; Saccotheciaceae
Exons: 3
Coding region: 1-1413 (470 amino acids)
Source: RefSeq, a predicted model, not a curated record
AUGCCUAGCUCGAGCGUGUCACUUGCUCAUCUGGGUAAUGGCUCAAAACCUUCCUCUCUUCCAUCUGACUCUAAAAGUGCCUUUUGCAACCUCAGGGAUGCAAUGGAAACUUGCAUUCAGCACGAAUCGUAUUACACUGACGCCGAAGGAACCAAGGAUAGACUGUUGAACUUGGAAAUACAAUCACGAGAGUUGUCUGAGCAGCUUCAGCAGAAAAGUCUGGUCGUUGAAGAUCUCGUGCUGAAAUUUGAGAAGUCAGGAGAAGAGAAGGCAAAACUCCGGAACGAAGCAAACGUCCAAAGCGCCCAGCUACAAGGAAUACAAAAGCAACAACACCUACUAACUCAGCAGAUUGAGAAGACGGAAGUGUCGCUCGCGAAAGCGAUUCAAGCCCUCGAAAAUGAGAAGAUCCGUUCUGGAAAGCUGCAGGAAAUGUUGAAGUCAAAGGAAGUGGAGCUGAGAGAAUCACUUACUUCGUCGAAAAGCUCACGAGAGGAACUACGAAAGUGGCAAUCUUAUAAAUCGACUCUUCUUGAAGUCGACUUAGACAGAUUUCGGGAGGGCAUCUCAUCUAUUUGGAGAGAUACCGCAGAUAUGUCAGAGAAGUACUUCCGAGCCGACAUUCCUCGCAUAUUCCUCGAGAGACAGAGCGGCUGGCUUGACCAGGCACAAGCAAUAUACGGGGAGCAACCACUUCCUCCAAUACCAGCGUCGAACUCCGAUGUAGCGAAGGAUGUUCGUAUGGCGAUUGCCCUUGCCGUCUUUUCAAGCCUUGUAUCGAUGCAUUUACUACAGACUACAUACAUCGAAGGUGGCAAGCUUGAGCUACACGAUAUCCUUCUAGACAAAGCAUACUCAAACGACGAGGCAGAAUCACUAUGCCGCGCACUCCUAUUAUCCAUCUCGGACUUCAACAACCAUGACCCCUGUAUCAACUCUGCUACAGAUGCCAUCUACAACGGGUUCUCCAUCUUUGCAAACAAGCUGCUCGGACCCACCGAGUAUAAGAACUGCAUGACCGACAUACAGUUGCUUCUAAGUCGAAUCAUGGAUCUAUGGCAAGACGUACAGCGCAGUACGGUCAAGGUGGAUGCUAGCCGUCAUCUCGGAGAGACUUCCGAAUGGUCGAGAUUUUCAAGUGGUACUAUGGUCAAGGCUACACAGACAGCUGCGUCAAGAGACACGAUGCCAAACGAUGUCGUACUUGUGCUUUUUCCUGGAUUCAUUAAGACUUGCACGGGCCGGCGAGAAAUGCUUUUCCCGCGUAUGGUCCUGACAAGGUCGCAGAUCAUCAGUGCCGAGGCAGAAGCACAGGCUGAAGCUGAUCAAGCCAUCCCCAGGCCUCAGAAAGGACAGUCUCGGGGCAGAAGAAACAGUAUUUUGGGAAAGAGUCUGUUUUUGGGAGUUGCAUGA